UCUAUCAUACGUAGAAACGAAUAAAGGUAAAGUUGCAUUACCAUUAAUCGCGGAAUUAAUUAGGUUACAGAGACAUCAACAAUUAAAAUUGUGACGUUACAAACGUGUUUGUCACAUUGCAGUGGAAUUCAGCGAGUAAUCUAAAAAAAAGUUUAUAUACAACGAUUGCCCGCAUAUUGUUUCUCUUUCUCGAUAACGCAAAAGCGCACACAUGGACGAAUUUAAUUCAGAAGAUGAACACGAGCUCCUAAAUUCCUUGGAGACAAUUUUGAGCUCUACUGAACGUAACCUGCACGAAUUCAUAGACGACAUCCCACAGAUUUUUGCGACUGACAAUUUCAAAGCUGUGUCUCACAAAGAGGAGACGAACGGAGAAAAGACACAUAAGCUUUUCGAUAAAUUGUCAACGUCGUCCGUUGGUGUGUCAAAAGAUAGUGCAAAAGAUAUUGCAACACUGGAAUUAAAAUGCGAAGAGCUGCAUGAUCAGAUUGGACGUCUAACGAAAGAGAAAGAAGACGCGUUCGAAGAAAUAGAACGACUGAAAGAUCAAAUAUUAAGUCAAAGUACGUAUUGCACAAGCCUUGGUGCAGUAUUAGGUAACUUGACGUGGCGUGCUUCUAGAUUUCCGCAAAUAGUCGACGCUUGGUUAUCGAAAUUUCAGAGUAAAAUAGGAGAAUUCUUGUCGAUAGUGAACGGGACUUUUGGCGCAUUUGUUGAUACUUAUGGAAGCGUAUUUCCUCCUGCAAGCAAUAUCGAGUAUCAAUUUGUAAUGGGACUGCUCGGUAUCGUCACUAAUAUAUCCGCGAGCCCGGAAGGUCGUGAAUUUUUAAUUACAAAUUCCAGCGGUACGGAAUUCGUGCAGAAACUAAUUAAACUAACGCCUGAAUUGCCGUUAGUUCCCGAGACGGUAUUUUUAAAAAGAUUAACGUUAAUGAUCCUGUACAACGUGAGCAUGAAUAAGACUGGUUUGCAAUACCUGCUCGGGUCACAAAUAGGAGACGCGCUAAGUCAUUAUUUACAUGAUGAAGCGUCUUCGGAAGAGAUGCAGUAUCUCUGUCUUCGCGUUUUACAAUCCGUCACUUAUGAUCUCAAGGAACCGAAAUACGUUCAAGAUUUAACCACAGCAAUUCCCAUCGAAAGAAUCGAGACGCUAACGUCCGCAAAACGAAGUGACAUAAGCGGUGCUGCAAAACAAGUUGUAAAAUUUUUACGGCACAAUCAAAAAAUUAUGAAGUGAUUAUUAAAAUUAAAAGCGUUCCGAACGAGUGCGUCAUCUUUUAUAAUUCAUAUAUAAACAUACGUAUAAAUAAUAAAAUGUUUAAUACGUUUAAAUUUCUUCAUAAGAAUGAUCAUUAAAUUGCAGUUAAUUUCAGACUAUUCUUAAAAAUAAUUUUAAAGUUUUAAUAAAUGGAUAAUUAACUAUCAGAAACAAUUUUUUUGUAUUUUACAAAACGUUUCAUUAUAUAUUUAAAAUAUAUUAAUUAAGUGUAAUAAUAAUAUUGGUUACAAUGCUACAAAUAUUUUUAUUAUUAUAACAUUCUUAACGUACAUGCUGAUGCAUCAAGUCAUUUUGUUUGAUUUUGGCUUUUAUAAUUAAGCUGCAAGUUACAUUGUAUAUAUAAAUAAAAUUAAAGCUUUAAUAAAUAAAAUGCA
Molecule: messenger RNA, 1653 nt
Organism: Solenopsis invicta (red fire ant)
Lineage: Eukaryota; Metazoa; Arthropoda; Insecta; Hymenoptera; Formicidae
Product: heat shock factor 2-binding protein
Exons: 6
Coding region: 212-1237 (341 amino acids)
Cellular component (GO): cytosol
Source: RefSeq, a predicted model, not a curated record